AUGGCCGCUGUCAAUCUCCAGCUUAUGGCCAACGUCCCCUUCGACCUCAUACCCAACCCUGGCUACCACUCCCGCUCAAACUCGGUCUCCUCCAACUCCUCCGCCAACUCCCCCGGCUCCCGCCCCACGUCUUCUCAGGGGGCUCUAUUGCGCACAUCGGCAAUGAUGCCGCCGUCCUCCGAAGACCUCUACCGCGCUUCUUUCCAUACCACCAACUCGUUCGCAGGUGAUCACACCCGCAACACCUCAGACGCGUCCCACUCCUCUGCCUACUCCCUCGGCUCAGACAUCAUCACCCCGGGCGAUUCCCCGCCGAACCACAACCUCUCCAACCCGUCCCUCAAGUCGCACCUGCGCCCCACGCACAUCCGCGCCCGCGUCGCGGCCUCACCCUAUCCCCGCGAUACCGAGAGCGUGCACUCGUCCUCGAGCGAGACGGAAGACAUCUCUCUUUACCUCGGUUCGACGGGUAACGACUACCUUCCGAUGUUUGGAGGGCAGCAUAUGAUGGGGCACGGCGAGGGCGUGCACUCCACCGGUGCGUUCGGUCGCAUGACACUCAGCCCUGACCACGCCCUGGAGAAGCUCGCUGCCAACGUACGGGCAGCGACGACAACGAGUGCGUCGGACCGGGCGAAGCAGAUAUUCGUGCAGGCAUGGUUAACCGCCAACUACGCCCCGUACCCGGACGGGAAUGUCCCUCGCCAAGGGUUAUACUUUUCGUACCGGCGAGUCUGCGACCAGUACGGUAUUCCACAUAUCAACACCGCCACGCUUGGAAAGGCCAUCAGGCUGUGUUUCCCCACUAUCAAAACGAGACGGCUGGGCGUUCGAGGGAACAGUAAAUAUCAUUAUUGCGGCAUCCGGCCAGCCACAUCGGCGGAGGCUGAGUUUAUGCAAGAUUACAUCCGCAAGUCGAACAACACCGCGGCGCAGGCGGCCGUCAAUGCUGCUCGCGCGUCGACUGAGGGAGUAGAGGGUCUGAACAGAGGUGAUUCAGAUGGAGAAGAUGAUGAAGAUUCAGAGCCCAGCUCGGGCCAGGUCUCCAAGCGGAACUCACUGCAGCUGGCGAACGGCGUGAAGAACCCGCAACUGUUCGCAGAUGAGAAGACGCCCACGGCGAGCAGCCUGCUCGCGAUGGCACAGGCCUCGCAGCGACCACCAACGAGCUCGUUCCCGCCACAAGCCUCGAUCCGGCGGCACGCCGGCCAACCCGAGCCGGCGCUCGGCGUUCCGUCACAGUCGCCUGUGGGCGAAGUGAGCAACCCGCUCACCCUUGUGGCGUCGACGUCGAUAUCGGUUCGACAGUUACCUCAGUUCCCCUCCAUCGAGGAGGCGGUCGGCGGGUCCUCGAACUCGCCGCACAGCAUCGCCGCAAGGGAGGUGUGGCGCUGGUUCCAAGAUCACCUCGACGCGCUGCUGGAGAGCGUUAGGGCGUAUCGUUUCGACCAGUUCGAGUUGCAUGUGCGGACGUUCUGGUCGAACCUGAAUGGGAGCCACAGAGAGAUUGUGCAUGCCCCCGCCGUAGCGGGCUUGAUGGCUAGGGCCGACGCGAUCGUCUACGAUGAAAUUCUGGAACAGCUGCGCUCCCAAAUGCUCUCGCUGAUCCCGGCGGCGUCCCUCGGUGGUCUGCGACAGCUUGCGAAUAAGAUGGAGAAGAUCCUUUUGGUGGCGUUGGAGGGCUAUGGGAACACGUUCGUCGAGCCCAAGGUUGAGCUUGGAGCGCGCUUCGGGCAUCUAGUUUUGCGCUUCCUAGACAUCUACCAAGUGACCCAAGCUUUGACCACCGUGCUCACGAACCCGAAGCAGGUAGCCGAGAUGCGGCGGUCGUGGAGCAAGGUUGACUUUGAGUCCGUCCGUAAUCAGUCCGCGCUAGUCUGCAACUGCCGGCAUGAGGACCUCGUACAUCUGCUGGAGGUUGAGUUCGUCUCACUCUUAGAUGGGCUUCUCAAGAGCAACAACCCGGUGCCUGACGUAAUGUCGUGGGCGGAUAAGUGUUGCGAGCGCUUAAUGGGUUCGAGAAGCGGCGAGCAGGAGCGGGGGACGAUGAGCUCAAGAAGUGUGCUGAUACGCUGGGGAUACGUGACCAGUCAGGUUAUGAGGGAUUUGACGAUUCGGAGUGACCCUGCGUUCGGCGCCUUCCAAAUCCUCAAGCUGUUCCUUGACGACUGGAUUGCUCUCAAUGUGCUUAGGAGCGUCGCCCUGUCGACGAACUCGGUGGCAGCCUCGGUCGAGCCCGUCAUGCAGCAGAACUUCUUCACCAUGUCCCCCGAGAUGGCUGGACAGGAGAACUUCGGGCAUCAUCUCGAGGCCCACCACCCUGUCAUGGCGCACACUCCGACGACGUCGAGCAUGCUCGCCGCGCUGCAGCAAGACAGUUUCGCGUCAGGCUCGCUCGACCCGUCCUCGAACACGUUCGGCGCAGACGCCUUCUCAUCACUGUCGUACAUGGACACCUCGUCGUCGCAUGACGACCCGAUGCCCGUCCACCCAUCCCUCUCGUUCCCCGACUAUGUGUCAGGCUCUGGCAGUUUCGACCCCGCAUACACUCCGGAGCACAUCGGUCUCCACAGCGCCUCAGCAACGCCCCCCUCCAGCAGCGACCCAGAGAACUCCCCGGAACCUGUGAAAACAGAGAAUCCCCUUUAA
Fomitopsis serialis is the source of this 2649-nucleotide messenger RNA. RefSeq lists its product as uncharacterized. The transcript has 7 exons. Gene Ontology annotation, molecular function: RNA polymerase II cis-regulatory region sequence-specific DNA binding; DNA-binding transcription factor activity, RNA polymerase II-specific. Gene Ontology annotation, biological process: regulation of transcription by RNA polymerase II. NCBI's taxonomy places the organism in Eukaryota, Fungi, Basidiomycota, Agaricomycetes, Polyporales, Fomitopsidaceae. The record is from RefSeq and is a predicted model, not a curated record. Bases 1 to 2649 code for a protein of 882 amino acids.